AUGAACGCAAAUAAUCUUGCACAGCUUCAUAAGUAUGUACCACCUAAGUGGGCUUCAUCCCUGAAGAACAUUCCAAAGCAUUCCCUCAAGGUAAAACAACAUGAAUGCAGAUCAAAUCGUACAAUCGAAGUAUGAAAGUGUUUUUGUAUAUCAGUAAUUGAAUAUGGUAGUUUAGUGCAGUCUUAUUACGUUUCAAAUUAUCCUGUAUGUCAAACAUGCUACCAGGAUAAUCGCAUGUAAGACGAAGGUUGGUUACAUUAGCACGCGAUCAAGUAACAACACUACCAAUACUUUAUUUUAUGAUUUCUGUUUGAUUUUCAAUGACCAGAUAGGAAAGGCAACUUUACGAGGGAAUGCUAAAUAACUCGUUGAAUGAGUGGGGCUAUACCACAACGACACUUGGAGUUAACUGCUUAUGAUUAGGUUUUGCAUCUAAUAGGUUGAGAGGAUUAAUAUAUAGUCUAAGUAAACAUCCAGAUCAUUGAUUCAGGCCUGCAUGGCCAUGGUUCAUAUUCCUACAUGCUACACUUGGCUAUAGCUAGCUGUUGACUGACAUUUGGUCGACAUUUGAUGACUUUGUUUAUUAAUUAAGUGGUUGCAGAUGAGUGCUGGGUGAAAUUAAUUGUGCUGUAUUCUUCCCAGCAAGAUGCUUUAUAACUCCCAUGCUAACUAUAAGUUUUGCCAUUUUGUAGCUCGCUCAACGUAACACUCCAAUCCACCCAUGGAAUAUUCCCAAUGCCCCAAAGGAGUUUUCAAUAUUCAUCAAAAGGGAUGACCUGACUGGAUGUGCUCUGUCUGGAAAUAAGGUGUGAUUUACCAAAUAAAUAUAUAUUCAGCCUAGUUAACUUAAUGCUUUUCUUGGAAAGUUCAAAUAAAUUUGCAACCAAAUUAAAAUUAAAAGUUGGCAAAUUGUCUACCUGUGUUUGGAAGUCAUGUCACAAACUGUAAAACUUAACUUAAAGGUACUUUUUAGGAUGAAGUGAGGUGAAAACUUUUCUUAAGAUGUUAUCAAUGGUCAUCCCCCUUCAGGCUGUCUGUAUUUAACAAUGUUACUUGAAUUUCCACAAACAGUUGCCAACACAUGAAAAUGUAGUGGUCAAAUAUCUAAACAUUUACAAAUGUGAAGACCUGAAAAUGCCAUCCCAAUAUCAUGCUUUCACGCAGUCAGAAUCAAGCUGCCUCACUUGAGUUUGAGACAGCCACAAACGUCAGUAGUCAGGCUGUUUUUAUAAAACAUUUAAGUUUAACAGUAGAGCUUAUGGAAAAUUGAUAAAUUAACACUGUACUGGAUAUCCAGAAUCAAAUGAACAGAAAACCUUGAAAAUUGUCAAGUUUCCCUUAUCUCUGCUUUUGUUUCUAUUUGUACAUUUUUAUGAACUUUUUACUUCUUUUUACCAUAUCGUGUGACACUGCUGUUUAUUUCUUAUAUUCCCUUUGAGUUUGCACAAGUGAUCACACGACAUUAUAUAGGCUUUUGUAUAUGUAUGUCUCGCUAAAGAGGUUAAUUAUUUCAAUUAAGUAUGAAUUGAUCGUAAGUAACUUAGUUGCUUUGUUAUGUUAUAGGUUCGUAAAUUGGAGUUUGUUUUGGCUGAUGCUCUAGAGAAGAAGUCUGACACAGUGAUAACAUGUGGUGGUCUCUUUUCCAAUCAUUGUAGGACUACUGCAGUUGCAACGAAGCAACUUGGUUUGAAUUGUUACUUGCUGCUAAGUUGUUCUGAUCAGGUAAUACAACAAUUAUACCUUUCCCUAACAUUUUGUAGCUCAAGCACCACUUGUUGUUACAAAGUGUCUUUUUUACAUGAGCAACAACAAUAUCUGUGUUAUUGCUAACUCUCUGACCACAGCCAACCUUUUGUUUUCUUUUCCUUGUAGAAGACAGUCAAUGUUGGAUGUAAAGGGAAUCUUCUUUUAAAUAGGAUGGCUGGAAGUAAUAUUAUUCUUGUUCCAGAGUUGAAAUAUGAGGCUGGCCUUCAACCAAUGAUGGAGAAAAUGGCAGAAAAAUUGUAGGUAGCUGAUUUGUUCAAAUUAUUUUGACAACUUUUGAUAGCUGUUUUGAGUCAAAGGUGCAAGACUUUAAGAGAGAAUCCAAUCAUUUUGAAUUAAUUAAACCAAAAGAUCUAUGAGAUUAUUCCAAUUAGAAAUAGUUUAGAAAUCCUGAAAAACUUAGUAAGAUGCCCUAAAAGGCCAGUUAACUAACAAGACCUCCUCUUCACUGACUUCCUUCAACAAUGGAAGCCUCAAGGAAGUUAGGAUCACUGACAAAAUACAAAGCUUUGGUUUUAUCUUUUCUUAUCGUUACAUCAUUUCUUUGCUUUUUUUAUAAGACGUGUUUUUCGUCAGAGAUAAAAAUUAAUGUUUGUUCUUGUGUAGGUGUGAACUUAAAUUGUAUUAUUUUCAUCAAAUUUUUUUAUCCUAAGGCAUAAUGAGACUGGUGUGCCCAAGGGAUUGGGAGUUUUUGUAUCCCAGUCCCACCUUUCAUUCCCAGAGAAACUUUAACUCCCACAAGUGAUUAACAUGUAACUUCUCCUUAUGAUAUCCAUAUCUUAUCUAGCAAACAGAUAAUGAGAAUACUCUAACUUAUCAGGUAGAAGCUGUUAUCUUGAUCUUACCACAAAUUCUCAUAAAUAAACAAAUAUUGAAGCGAUUCUCACAGUUAUGAACACUACUUAAGAAAUAGUGAAAAUAAAGCCAGAAAAAAUUCAGGCCUGUACGAAAUUUGAACCCAUGACCUCUGCAAUACCAGUGCCGCACUCUACCAACUGAGCUAACAAGCCAACUGGGAGCUGGUCAUAAUGUUGGUUCCAAAUAAACCUGUGAAGUGGUGAAUAAAUGACUGUAAAUAUAUGAAAUUCAUAUAUGUGAACUGCAUUUGAAGAAAUGAAUAUGGAAGCGAUCCUUGCAGUUAUGAACACCACUUGAGUAAUAAUGAAAAUAAGGUCUGAAAAAAUUCAGGCUUGUACGGCAGUUCAAGCAUGAAUUUUCAUUACUACUAAACUGCAAGGAUUGCUUUCAUAUUAAUUUCUUCAUUUAUACAAUAUCAUGCAGACAAUUAGUGAUGAGAAUAAAGAAAAAUAUCAGUUAUGGGAUUAAUAAUUGAUCCGAUACCAAAUUCUCCAAACUAAUAUAAUAAGAAUCAUUUGGCACUCAGAAAAGAGAAUUACUAAUAAGAUCUUGAGAGUUAAAGGGUUAACAAUCACAUCUUGGGAGUUGAACAGUUCACAGUAGAGUAGAUACUCUUAAAUGAUUUUCUCUUGGAUAAAAUCUUUUCAGACGUCAGCAAGGUUCAGUCCCAUAUCUGAUAGAGGCUGGAGGUUCUUCAUAUACAGGAUUGUUUGGUUACCUGACAGCAUUUCAAGAAAUGAUGGAUCAAGUGAGUUAAUAAUUUAAAUUAGAACAUGAUCCAUUGCUCAACAAAUUCUGCUCAUUUGUGGACUUUAAUCUAUAAGCUUGUAACCAAGGCUAGUAACCCAAAGUUUUGUGUGAAGAGGAUUUUAUUAAUCAUUCAGUUUCACUAAUCAUUCAGGAAGGUACACUGCAGUCUUAGGCCUUUUUACUGAUCAACAAGUCAAUGGGCAAAAAGGUUUUUCAUUUCCUUAAAAUGAUUCCUGUCAUUCAUAUCUCUCAAUAUUUUACAGAAUUUAGGCAUGUAUCACCCCUCAGUCAAAUUCAAAUUUAAAGGUUAUUAAACCCUUUAUUCCCUGGUACUGCAUGAUUAACAUUCAACCUUGCCCUGGAAGCCAAUUGGUUGAGAAGCUGAAAUACUUGAGGAAAUUCGAAGUCUGCAGCUGAGGCUUAGCAAUUAAUGAAUCUUUGAUCAAUAUAAUGUGGUUGUUUGUAAACUCAUCUUACCAGUAUUUUGAUUGCUGGAAGUGAACACAUUUUCUCAUCCUUUAAAGAAUCUGCUGGAAGAUUUUGAUGAUAUUGUAAUGGCAGCUGCCACAGGAGGAUCUGCAGCAGGAAUUUCCAUUGCUAAUUAUCUGACAGGUUCAAAACUCAAGUGAGCUAUGAAUUUUCUCAUGAAAGAUUUAAACUUGUAGCUCAGCUAUAGUAUCCAUGAGAACUGUUGAUUUGUUUUAGAUAUUGACCAAAUAGAUAAUAAUAGUCGAAUAAAGAAGAGUAGUCUUCAUAUUAAGUUUUUUCAGAGAGUGCAAUCUCAUCAUAGACAAGUAAAACAUGAAAAUACUUCCUCCAUAUUGUAUUUAGUGUGUUGGUUUUUAGCUCUAUGAUUCAAGGGCACCCAAACUUGUGCACCAAAUCAAUUUUGAAAUUAAUCAAGCCUAUCAUAUUAUGUAAAUUAAUUAGAGUGUUCAUGUACCUACCGGUUAAGAAUUGUAAAUAUGACGAGGAGGAUGAUGAUAGUGAUGGUGUGAUGAUAUGGUGAUAUCAAAAUCCUUCAGCAUUAUUAUCCUGCUGAUACUGUCUAUGGGAGUUCUACACUUUGCUGCUCUUUGAUCCACUAGACUAUAAUUUGCUUAAUUUUGCUUUUCCCAUGUGAAUGUAGAUGCCAUGCAGUAAAUGUACGUGAUGACGAUGCAUAUGUAUACAGCAAGAUAAAUGAAGAACUUCAAGCAGCUGGGCUCUCUGUGCAAGCAGAAGAAAUAAUUGAUGUCAUUGGCGGAUAUCAUUUGCCAGGAUAUGGUAGACCCUCACAAGAAGAUCUAGGUAAUUACUCGUCCUCUUUAGUGUACCAUUGUUAAAGAAGAAGCGAUUACCAUGAAACCUUGAUCUCCUCUAUUCCAAUCCAGCUCCCUUAACAUUGACUCCAGAUCAUGGCCAGCCUAAAAGGCCAACUUAGAAUGGCCAGGGAAUCUACCUGGCUCAAAACUUUGGCCAUGUUAAAGUACUCUGUACAUUGUAAAUCGUACUAUUUCAGUGCAAUACCGUUGUGCCAUUAUCACAAAGUAACUUAUAUUUUCAAUUUCUUAUAUUUCCUUUUUUGUAAAAUGCAAUAUUUAAAAACUUUUCUUGCAGAAUACAUUUUAGAGAUUUCCAGUUCUACCGGAGUGUUGAUUGACCCAGUGUACAACAUAAAGACAGUCAGAGGAAUGCUGGCUGAAAUGACCAACAAUCCCAAGAGAUUUCGAGGAAAUAGGAUACUCUAUAUUCAUACUGGUAUGAGACAUUUUUUAUGAGUUUGAUGAUAGCCCUAAACAGUCUCAACAGAUUGCAUCUGUAGUGAGACUUACUACAGAUGCCCAUGAAUGAUUGCCAGAACCUCUCUAGAUUCCUGGAGCAUGAAAUGACCACUUGAGGAGUUAUUGUUUUUUAUCCUGGAUGGGCUGCCAUAACAGGUUUCCCCUCCUCCUUCCUCCCUUCCUCCCUUCCUUUCCAGAUCCCUUGAUCAGAUUCCCUUGACAAUUUGCCUGUUUCAAUUUACAAUGAUGAGUACCUCAAUAGAAGGGAAAGUUCUGUAGUGGAGGCGCUAGUUGGAGCUAACCGUAACGUUAAUGGGAAUGGAUUGGUCAACGACAAACCAUAUUUAUAAUGGUAAUAGGACCGAGUGGACUCCUGUUUGGGGAGUAAUCCCACGAAUGGGGAAUCCGAUUUAUUAAUCACGAGUAUUAUUACAGACAGAAUUGGACGAGAUAAAGUCCUGUUACCGGUUAAUAAAAACUAUGACAUAAAUUUGAGAAAGAAACUAGACAUUAGGUAAAGUUUUUCAUAAAAAACAGUUAACUCGGCGAAAUGCGAGACAACAGCGCGCGCAAAAGAUGCUUUCUGUCUACUUACACAAACAUGACGUGUUAACUGUUCUUAUAACUGUCCAAUUACAAGCAUAACGCGUAGACUACCCUAUUCGUGCUUUAGUCACAACCGUUACAAUUUCCUCAAAUGUGAUUGGUGCAUUAGCUGCUUUAUUUUUCACUAAUUAUUCUGUACAGUUGUAAUCGGACAGUUAAAGCAGCCAACUGUUAUACUGAGUCCAUUCAGCUAAAUCCACCAAUAAUAGAAUUGAUCGCAACAACCACUAAUCCUAAAAAAGAUAGGGCAAUUUUACUUUAGACAUUGUCUCUACCGGAGAUGUUCGUCCUAACUGUAUUUUUUUCUUUUCGGAAAUUGCAACAGUUAUGAUUAACCGGGUAACAGGACUUUAUAUCGUCCAAUUCUAUUUGUAAUCAUACUCGCGAUUGACAAAUCGGACUCCCGCUUCGCGCUCGUCCGAUUUUGGUAGUCACUCCGAAUCGGAAUCCACUCGGUCCUAUUACCAUUUAACAAUUGGUUCAUAAGUCAGCGUGCGUUCAUCGAGAUAUGAAGCACGCGGGAAGUUUGGAGAGCACGAAAGAUGCGUAAGUAACUCUAGUUUCUUGAGUGCUCCCCAACUUCCCAAGUGCUUCAUAUCUCGAAGAACGCACGCUGACGUAUGAACCAAUUGUUUUAUAACAUUUAUAACAACCCGAUGGAAAAUUUUUUUCUCGAGGGAUUUGUUUGCUGACGUCAUGCAUAAUAGGGAUAUGAAGCACGCUCGCGCAAUUGAAUUUAAUUAGACAAAUUUAUUAGCUAUGUUAUAAUAUUUGGUGAUUACAAUACUCAUGUCAAGAACACUCAAGGUCACAGGUAAUGUCAUGUAUGACCGCCGUGCAUGAUUUUUUCUAAGGAUAAUGUGUCAAGUUCGCGCGCUUUGUGGUGGUUGCUGAUUUGUAGAAACAAAUAAAUUAAUUCCACUUACUGUCGUGACCAUCUUUUUUUUCGUUCAAGGUAAGGGUUAUCAACCGAAGUCGAAGGCUGAGGCUGAUAACCCCUACGUCAACCUUGAUUAUUCUGAAUAUCACAAAAACCUCAUCCAAUAAUUGUUUAUAAAUCGGGCUGGUGAAAACCAAUCACGCUCGAAAUUUUUUUUUAGUUUUGAUUAACAAAUUAAUUGGCUGAGGUAACUUGUCGUAUUACUAUUUUCAAUUAUGUUUUUUUUGUUCUUUAAUAAGGUGGAUGUUUUGGUUUAUUUGAUGGAGGAGUUGAAUCUUUACUGACAAGUUCACGAGGCACACAAUGUAUCAAUGAGAUUCUGUCCUGGAGAGACAUCAACGAUCCUCUGCCGAUCUGAUUGUAAUUAAUAAAAGAAGCUUUGAGUCUUGAUAUAUGGUUUUCAUUGGAUAUAGUUUGCGGUGAAUUUCAUUCCUAGUUAAGAGUAACUAUUUUUAGGCCGAUAAUAGUGUAAGAAACAGUUUCGUGUCACAGCGCUGUAAAACUUGUAUGCAAUGCUAUUUCUUGACAUAGGUUUGGUAAAAAAUACAGUAGAUAUUUGUCAAAGAUACACACGAAAAGAUAGAUUAUAUGGCAACGGAGUAGAUGAAGUGGGGCGGUCAGUUACGAGAAUUACCAGUAGAGAUUCAAGUGGAGGAACGUUAAUUGUUCCUUUUUUUUUGUUAAGACCCCUCACCACCCUUGUUGGUCUAAAUUUGUAAUGUUCGCGGCGAGCAGUGAUUUAUUUUCUCGUUUUUUGUAUAAGAUGGACAAUGAGAGCUCACAGCAAACAACCAAACUGCUUUAAGCGCGGGAAAACGCGGGCGACCAAUUGAUUAAUUGUUUUAGCUUGCAAUCACAGAACGAAGUGAAGACCAGGCAAAGCUGCACAGCAUUUCAAGGCAGCAUCCUGCAAAAUUGUUGGAUCGUGUUGCGAGAUGUUGUGAAAGAGCCAGGCAAACGCGUGCAACAUCGUACAACCACAGGCAAACCACAAUAUAUCUUCGUGGUUGAUAAUUGUUGACAUGAGACGAACAAAAGCUAUGAGGUUCGUGAACAAAGCUCUGAAAAUUGC
This is a messenger RNA of Pocillopora meandrina, 7753 nucleotides long. The record is from the annotation of a GenBank genome assembly. NCBI's taxonomy places the organism in Eukaryota, Metazoa, Cnidaria, Anthozoa, Scleractinia, Pocilloporidae.